Messenger RNA from Thamnophis elegans (Western terrestrial garter snake), 573 nucleotides. RefSeq names its product hippocalcin (gene HPCA). Gene Ontology annotation, molecular function: calcium ion binding. NCBI's taxonomy places the organism in Eukaryota, Metazoa, Chordata, Lepidosauria, Squamata, Natricidae. The record is from RefSeq and is a predicted model, not a curated record.
AUGGGGAAGCAGAACAGCAAACUGCGUCCAGAAAUGCUCCAAGACCUGCGGGAGAACACCGAAUUCUCCGACCUGGAGCUCCAGGAGUGGUACAAGGGCUUCUUGAAAGAUUGCCCCACGGGCAUCCUCAACGUGGAGGAGUUCAAGAAAAUCUAUGCCAACUUCUUCCCUUAUGGGGAUGCCUCCAAGUUUGCCGAGCACGUCUUCCGCACUUUUGACACCAAUGGCGACGGCACCAUCGACUUCCGAGAGUUCAUCAUCGCGCUGAGCGUCACUUCCCGGGGGAAAUUGGAGCAGAAACUGAUGUGGGCAUUCAGCAUGUACGACCUCGAUGGCAACGGCUACAUCAGCAGGGAAGAGAUGCUGGAGAUUGUCCAGGCUAUCUACAAAAUGGUCUCAUCGAUGAAGAUGCCAGAUGAAUCAACUCCCGAGAAACGGACGGAAAAAAUCUUCCGACAGAUGGAUACCAAUAAUGAUGGGAAACUGUCCCUGGAGGAGUUCAUCAAAGGUGCCCAGAGCGACCCCAUCGUGAGGCUGCUGCAGUGCGAUCCCAGCAGUGCCUCCCAGUUCUGA